AUGUGGGUGACCAAGCUCCUGCCCCUGCUGGUGCUGCAGCAGCUCCUCCUGCACCUCCUCCUGCUGCCCGUCGCCGUCCCCCGUGCAGAAGGACAGAAGAAAAGAAGAAACACACUUCAUGAAUUCAAAAAGUCAGCAAAGACUACUCUAAUUAAAGAAGACCCAUUACUGAAGAUAAAAACAAAAAAAAUGAACACUGCAGACCAAUGUGCCAAUAGAUGUAUUAGGAAUAAAGGACUUCCAUUCACUUGCAAGGCCUUUGUUUUUGAUAAAGCAAGGAAACGAUGCCUCUGGUUCCCUUUCAAUAGCAUGACAAGUGGAGUGAAAAAAGAGUUUGGUCAUGAAUUUGAUCUCUAUGAAAACAAAGACUACAUUAGGAACUGCAUCAUUGGUAAAGGAGGUAGCUACAAGGGGACAGUGUCUAUCACUAAGAGUGGCAUCAAAUGCCAGCCCUGGAAUUCCAUGAUACCACAUGAACACAGCUUUUUGCCUUCGAGCUAUCGGGGUAAAGACCUACAGGAAAACUACUGUCGAAAUCCUCGAGGGGAAGAAGGGGGACCUUGGUGUUUCACAAGCAAUCCAGAGGUACGCUACGAAGUCUGUGACAUUCCUCAGUGUUCAGAAGUUGAAUGCAUGACCUGCAAUGGGGAAAGUUAUCGAGGUCCCAUGGAUCACACAGAAUCGGGCAAGAUUUGUCAGCGCUGGGAUCAUCAGACACCGCACCGGCACAAAUUCUUGCCGGAAAGAUAUCCCGACAAGGGCUUUGAUGAUAAUUAUUGCCGCAACCCUGAUGGCAAGCCGAGGCCAUGGUGCUAUACUCUUGACCCUGACACCCCCUGGGAGUACUGUGCAAUUAAAAUGUGUGCUCACAGUACUAUGAAUGAUACAGAUGUCCCUAUGGAAACAACUGAAUGCAUUCAAGGUCAAGGAGAAGGUUACCGGGGCACCAUCAAUACCAUUUGGAAUGGAGUUCCGUGUCAGCGUUGGGAUUCCCAGUAUCCUCACCAGCAUGACAUAACUCCUGAAAAUUUCAAGUGCAAGGACCUAAGAGAAAAUUAUUGCCGAAAUCCAGAUGGGGCUGAGUCACCCUGGUGUUUUACCACUGAUCCAAACAUCCGAGUUGGCUACUGCUCCCAAAUUCCAAAAUGUGAUGUGUCAAGUGGACAAGAUUGUUAUCGGGGGAAUGGCAAAAAUUAUAUGGGCAAUUUAUCCAAAACACGAUCUGGACUAACAUGUUCAAUGUGGGAGAAGAACAUGGAAGACUUACAUAGGCAUAUCUUCUGGGAACCAGAUGCUAGUAAGCUGAAUAAGAAUUACUGCCGGAAUCCUGAUGACGAUGCCCAUGGUCCCUGGUGUUACACGGGAAAUCCUCUCAUUCCAUGGGAUUAUUGUCCUAUUUUUCGUUGUGAAGGUGAUACCACACCUACAAUAGUCAAUUUAGACCAUCCUGUAAUAUCUUGUGCCAAAACAAAACAAUUACGAGUUGUAAAUGGAAUUCCAACACGGACUAAUGUAGGAUGGAUGGUUAGUUUGAAAUACAGAAAUAAACAUAUCUGUGGAGGAUCAUUGAUAAAGGAAAGUUGGAUUCUUACUGCAAGACAAUGUUUCCCCUCUCGAAACAGAGACUUGAAAGAUUAUGAAGCUUGGCUUGGGAUUCAUGACGUCCACGGAAAAGGAGAUGAGAAACGCAAACAGGUUCUGAAUGUUUCCCAGCUGGUAUAUGGGCCUGAAGGAUCAGAUCUGGUAUUACUGAAGCUUGCUAGGCCCGCUAUCCUGGAUGAUUUUGUUAGUACAAUCGAUUUACCUAAUUAUGGAUGCACCAUUCCUGAAAAAACCACUUGCAGUGUUUAUGGCUGGGGUUAUACUGGAUCGAUCAACUUUGAUGGUCUAUUACGAGUAGCACAUCUCUAUAUUAUGGGGAAUGAGAAAUGCAGCCAAUACCAUCAAGGGAAGGUGACACUGAAUGAGUCUGAAAUAUGUGCUGGAGCUGAAAAUAUUGUAUCAGGACCAUGUGAGGGAGAUUAUGGUGGCCCACUUGUUUGCGAACAACAUAAAAUGAGGAUGGUUCUUGGCGUCAUUGUUCCUGGUCGUGGAUGUGCCAUUCCAAAUCGUCCUGGCAUUUUUGUCCGAGUAGCAUAUUAUGCAAAAUGGAUACACAAAAUUAUAUUAACGUAUAAGAUACAACAGUCAUAGCUGAUGUAACUGUGUCUGAAGCUUCCAUCAAUACAAUUCUCUUUUACACGAAGAUUUCGGAGAACAUGGAAUUAAAGUGUCACUUAAAACAAUCCUAAGACAACUACUUGAGUGUCAUGUUUGUUAAGAUACUCAUUAAUAUUUAUGGGUGUUUUCUGUUGUUUUGUUUGUCAGUGUUAUUUUGUAAAUGUUGAAGUGAAUUAAGGUACAUGCAAGUGUAGUAACAUAUCUCCUGAAGAUACUUGAAUGGAUUAAAAAUUGCAAAGGUAUAAUUGCUGGAUGAUAAAAGAUUUAACAGAAAAGUUCAAUUAAUCUCUACGCUGCUUUCCAAGGUUAGUUUAUGAAUAAACCAUAAGUUAAACAUUAUUUUAACCUCACAAAGACAAUUUAUACCUGUGUCCUUAAA
This is a messenger RNA of Canis lupus familiaris (dog), 2599 nucleotides long. RefSeq names its product hepatocyte growth factor (gene HGF). The transcript is spliced from 18 exons. Gene Ontology annotation, biological process: negative regulation of apoptotic process; hepatocyte growth factor receptor signaling pathway; positive regulation of protein phosphorylation. Gene Ontology annotation, molecular function: signaling receptor binding; serine-type endopeptidase activity. The record is from RefSeq and is marked provisional. The coding region runs from base 1 to 2193 and encodes 730 amino acids. Lineage: Eukaryota; Metazoa; Chordata; Mammalia; Carnivora; Canidae.